Molecule: messenger RNA, 1386 nt
Organism: Enterobius vermicularis (human pinworm)
Lineage: Eukaryota; Metazoa; Nematoda; Chromadorea; Rhabditida; Oxyuridae
Source: the annotation of a GenBank genome assembly
AUUAUUUUUGUCUACUGUAAAUCAUUAAAUGUAGAGGAGCCUGCAAGGCAAUAUGAACAAAUUUCACCGGGACCGGACUAUGAGGCGGGAGAAGAAGAGAAACCGUUGCCGGCUUUCUACGGAGAGCCGGUUCCAGACGAUGACGAUAUAAUUAUUGAAGGUACUAAACGUAAAUCGAAUUUGCGGAAGAAUGUUGUGCAAGAAGAGGAACCAAUUCCAGGAGAUGAAAAUGUGGAGAUCGAUUUUUCAUUAUAUUUAGACAAUGCUGACCUACACAUAAAAGCUAGUGAAAAUAACAAUUUCUUGAUCGAUCCUGAUAAUGGUGAUGGUUUUGCUCUUAUGUGGGGUGGAGCGCGGUCGAACUUUGGAAUAGAAGUCCCUGAGGACUCCAAUGGUUUCCCAAAAGUGGCUUUCCAAGCUAAAAUAAAAGAGUUCCUCCCCAUAAUCCAUCUUCCUUUUGAAGAAUUGGAUCCUCACGAUAUUCGUGUUGGAUGGUCAUUAGGAUCUACUAGCAACAUACUUGGUGAGUCGCCGCAUUCAUUUGGGUACAGCUCUCUUGCUCGGAAGGCCGUGAAUAGUAUAUUCACUGAUUAUGGUGAGCCGUUUCAUAUCAACGAUGUGAUAACAUCGGUUCUGGAUCUGGAGAAAAGUGAAAUAUCAUAUUACAAGAACGAGCAGUUUCUGGGAGUGGCAUUUUCGGAUCUUGGUCUGUCAUCAGGGGACGUUAUAUUUCCGCAUAUAUGUACUAAAAACUGCAAGGUUGAAGUUAAUUUUGGUGACGCUUUGACCCUUUUGAAAAGUGAUAGUAGUGAAGAAUCAAACUUGAAAUACAUAAAUGGCUUGGACAGAAAAUUUUUGAUAAGAGGUCCUGUUGCACCUUCCAGUAAAAGCGAUUGUACUGUGUUAAUGAUGGUCGGUUUACCAGGCGUUGGGAAGUCAACUUGGGUUAGACAGUAUUUGAGAGAUCAUCCGCAUGAACAAUGGACUCUGCUGAGUACUGAUAUCAUUAUCAGCGCAAUGAAAGUUAAUGGAAUUGCAAGAAGCAAAGGAAGAUGGGAUAUGAUCAUGGGCCUCACUGCUAAAGCCAUGAACCGAUCUCUGCAUUUGGCUUGCAGACGCAGAAGAAAUUACAUCAUUGAUCAAACGAAUGUUUCAAAAGAAGCAAGGAGAAGAAAGCUCUCUCAGUUUAAGGAUUUCCAAGUCCAUUCUUUUCACUUACUUUUCGCUUCAUUUGCUAUCCCUAAUAUUGAGAAUGAACCCAUAGAGGGCGUGUAUUUUGUCGAACCACCUUUGGAAAGAAUUGGGGAAGCUAUUGAGUUAGUAAACAGGUUGGCACUUUAUCUUCCUCUGGCUUUUCUUCUUCCGCACUAUUAUGCCUGCAUUUAA